CUAGCGCCCAAGUUAAUGAUUACAGGCGGCAGCCCCUCCCCGGCUGCGCUCCCCGCCCCGGGGCGGCCCGAGCGCGGCCCCGCCCGACGGCCGCCCAGAGCACCCAGCGCCGAGCUCGCCUUCUCCGCCGCCACCUGCUGCUCGCCCGCGCCCGCACCGCGCCCCGACAUGGCUGGCAAAGCACACAGGCUAAGUGCUGAGGAGAGGGACCAGCUGUUGCCAAACCUGAGGGCUGUGGGGUGGAACGAGCUGGAAGGCCGAGAUGCCAUCUUCAAGCAGUUCCAUUUCAAAGACUUUAACAGGGCUUUUGGCUUCAUGACAAGAGUGGCCCUGCAGGCUGAGAAACUGGACCACCAUCCCGAAUGGUUUAACGUGUACAACAAGGUCCACAUCACCCUGAGUACCCACGAAUGUGCAGGCCUUUCAGAACGGGACAUAAACCUGGCCAGCUUCAUUGAGCAAGUAGCCGUGUCCAUGACAUAGACCCAGGCUUUCCUCUUUGAAUUCUUCACGGAAAGGGGUGACUGAACUGGAAAUCCAGAGAGGGAGCGGGGAGAGCCCCCAAAUGCUGCUGCAGUCAAAAUGGCCAAGUCCACCCUGCUGCCUCCAUUAAGGGGUGAGUCCUUGCUGUGGAAAGAGAUACCAGCAUCGCUGCCAACAUCAGGAACGGACACCUUUUCCCCGCACCACUCUCUCCAUCCUUGGGGCUCUGUUAAAUGUACACUAAUUUGAAGAUCUUAUUCUUUCCCAGCAACAGUGAAUGAUUCCCUUUCCAGGCUGUGUCUUGCUGCCUUUCUGUUUUCCAAGCUGUGAUAGAAGCUGUCUAAGACAAGACAAAAUCUUAUCUUAGACACCAGAACGCUAAAGCCAACCCCAUCCUAUGUGAUAAACAUUUGUGCUUUUAUGCCUCAAAUAAAACUAUCAUUUCCUUGGC
Messenger RNA from Rhinolophus ferrumequinum (greater horseshoe bat), 934 nucleotides. RefSeq names its product pterin-4 alpha-carbinolamine dehydratase 1 (gene PCBD1). The record is from RefSeq and is a predicted model, not a curated record. The transcript is spliced from 4 exons. Gene Ontology annotation, molecular function: 4-alpha-hydroxytetrahydrobiopterin dehydratase activity. The coding region runs from base 16 to 483 and encodes 155 amino acids. Lineage: Eukaryota; Metazoa; Chordata; Mammalia; Chiroptera; Rhinolophidae. Gene Ontology annotation, biological process: tetrahydrobiopterin biosynthetic process.